This is a messenger RNA of Ananas comosus (pineapple), 1300 nucleotides long. Its product is annotated as proliferating cell nuclear antigen. Gene Ontology annotation, biological process: mismatch repair; regulation of DNA replication; leading strand elongation. Gene Ontology annotation, cellular component: PCNA complex. The transcript has 4 exons. Gene Ontology annotation, molecular function: DNA polymerase processivity factor activity; DNA binding. Bases 316 to 1110 code for a protein of 264 amino acids. The record is from RefSeq and is a predicted model, not a curated record. Lineage: Eukaryota; Viridiplantae; Streptophyta; Magnoliopsida; Poales; Bromeliaceae.
UUUCCGAGUUAGUGAGCGAGAUAACCACCGAACUUGUAGCGUAUUUACGCACGCUAUACCCUGAACGGGGGCGCGCUCUCUUGGUCCCCUUCUUCCAAGUUCCAUCGUCAAAAUUGUGGCGGGAAAUCAAUCGAUCUCCCGCCAAAGUCUCUUGAGGGAUAACCUAGCUAUAACAUCUUUCCUCUAUAAAGAUCCAUCCCAUUUCCCCCCUCCUUGUUUCGUUCCCUUCCCCUUGCCCUAAAUUUUUCUAAACCCUAAUCGCGCCACAAGAGGAGGAGGAGGAGGAGUCCGAGUCCGAGAGAAGAGUGGUUGGAGAUGUUGGAGCUGCGGCUGGUGCAGGGGAGCCUGCUGAAGAAGGUGUUGGAGGCGAUAAGGGAGCUGGUGAACGAUGCGAACUUCGACUGCUCCGCGACGGGGUUCUCCCUGCAGGCCAUGGAUUCCAGCCACGUGGCGCUGGUGGCGCUCCUGCUCCGGUCGGAGGGCUUCGAGCACUACCGCUGCGACCGCAACCUCUCCAUGGGCAUGAACCUCAACAACAUGGCCAAGAUGCUCCGAUGCGCCGGCAACGACGACAUCAUCACCCUCAAGGCCGACGACGGCAGCGACACCGUCACCUUCAUGUUCGAGAGCCCCAAUCAGGACAAGAUAGCAGAUUUCGAGAUGAAGCUUAUGGACAUCGACAGUGAGCAUCUUGGCAUCCCGGAUGCCGAGUACCAAGCUAUCGUGAAAAUGCCCGCCGCCGAGUUCGCGAGGAUAUGCAAGGAUCUGAGCAGUAUUGGGGACACCGUUGUUAUUUCGGUGACGAAGGAAGGCGUGAAGUUUUCAACUGCUGGGGAUAUAGGAACUGCCAAUAUUGUAUGCCGGCAGAAUAAGACUGUUGACAAGCCUGAGGAAGCUACCAUCAUAGAGAUGCAAGAGCCCGUGUCCUUGACUUUUGCUCUGAGGUACAUGAACUCCUUCACCAAGGCAACACCUCUGUCUGAGACUGUGACCAUCAGCCUUUCAUCCGAGUUGCCGGUGGUGGUCGAGUACAAGAUAGCAGAAAUGGGCUACAUUAGGUUUUACUUGGCACCGAAGAUUGAAGAGGAUGAGGAGGAUAUGAAGUCAUAGGCUGUCAUCGUUACUUUGCUACGUCUAUUUUGGUCUUUUUCUUUUGCUUAGCUAGAUGUGUAUUGAUCUAAUGUCAAUUUGUUGGAGUCCUGAUAUGUUUUCUUUCAGUUCAUGAGUUGUCCUAUGGUUGUUUGGAGAGAACUGAUUGACCUUAUUUUCGUAAUUUCUACUAGCUUCAAACCUUCUCGAA